AUGGUCGGACAAUCACCACCCGCGUGUGGAGCCGCGGGAUUGUUGUCUCGCGAUGAUAACACCCAAGACGCAAUCGGCGCGGACACUCUCCGCCGCGAGCGACCCACGCCGGCGCGAGGUCCGAUCGUGAAGGCGCGCACUUCGCCAAUCGCACGACCAAGAUGCCGAUGCCGGGCAAGAUGGGCGGUUUCGGCUACGACGACGCCCAGGUGCGCCGCUCCCCGCACGCGGCGAAUUCCGCGGAUCCGCCCCUCCGCCCGCGACCCAAUCCCGCGUGCCCGAUUCCCGCGGCAACCUCCGGCACCCGCGCGCGCAUCCGUCGCUCACCCCCUCCGCGUUCGUUCCCCACACAUUCUCCAGAUCGCCGACGAGGCGCGCGAGCUGGACAAGUCGCUGCGCUCCACCAACACCGGCGAGAAGCUCAACGGCAUGAAGAAGCUCCUCGGCAUGAUGAGCGCGGGGCGCGACGUCUCCAACUUUUUCGCAUCCGUCGUCAUGAACAUCGCGCAGGACUCGUUCGAGGUCAAGGUGCUCGUGUACCUCUACCUCGUCCGAACCGCGGAGCAGAAAGCGGACGAGGCGCUCCUCUCCAUCAACUCGUUCCAGAAGGAUCUCGCGCACCAGAACCCCCGCGUGCGCGCCCUCGCGUUGCGGGUCAUGUCGUCCAUCCGCGUGCAGGUCAUCGUCCCGGUGGUGAUCCUCGCGGUGCGCAAGUGCGCGGUCGAUCCGUCGCCGUACGUCCGCAAAGCCGCGGCGCACGCCAUCCCCAAGGUGUUCCGCCUCGACCCCAAGCGCGUGGACGAGCUCACGGAGAUCAUCGAGACGAUGCUGCGGGAUUCCACCCCCUUCGUCCUGUCCUCCGCGGUUGCGGCGUUUCAGGAGGUUUGUCCCGAGCGCAUCGACCUCAUCCACCGGCACUACCGCAAGAUAUGCCGCAUGCUCGUCGACUGCGACGAGUGGGGCCAGAUCUUGCUCGCCAACUUGUUGCUGCGAUACGCGCGCACGCAGUUCACCAGGCCCGACGCGUACGAUCGCUCGCUCGCGGAUACCGGCGCGGAUGACGACGACGCGAGCAAGACGUUGGAGCUCGUGCUGCCGGGCGACGGGGGCGCGUUCGAGAAGGCGAGCUCGAACCCGCUCGCGGGAACGAAGGGGUUCUACUCCUCCUCCGACAGCGACGACAGCGACGACGACAGCGACGGCGACGACGCGGACGGGGAUGGGAGCGGCGGGAGCGAUUCCGACGUUCCCCGCGCGAAGAAGCCCCCGGCCGUCGUCAAGAAAAAGUCCGACAAAUCCAAAAAGAAGCGAUCCAAGAAGGGCGCCAAGAGGGGCCCCAAAGGGCCGAAGCCCACGAAGGACGCCGCGGCGGCCGCAGCCGAUCGCAUGACCUCAGAGUGGCUCGACGACGACCACAGGCUGCUGCUUCGAUCGUCCAGGCCGCUGCUGCAGUCGCAGAACACCGGGGUGGUGAUGGCGGCGGCGUCGCUGCAGUUUUAUCUCGCGCCCGUCGCCGACCUUCCGAAGGUUCUGAGGGCGUUGGUGUUCGCCAUGCGCAUGAAACCCGAGGCGCAGCACGUCAUGCUCAAGAACAUCUGCACGAUGUGCGCGGUGCAGUCCUCGCUGUUCCAGGCGCAUUUCGCGAGUUUCUUUGUGCAUCCGGCUGACCCGGUGGACGUUCGGGCUCUGAAGCUCGAGAUUCUCACCCACGUCGUCACCUCCGACAACGCCGCCGCGCUGCUCCGCGAGCUGCAGAGCUACCUCAGGAGCACCAACAACGAGUUUGUCGCCCUGACCAUCCGCGCCAUCGGCAGGUGCGCCGCCAUCAUGCCCCAAAUCGCCGCCGUCUGCAUCAGGUCCCUCCUCGAGCUGUCGCUCCAUCCGAGCGAGGAGGUUGCGGGCGAGGCCGUCGUCGUCAUCCGCGCGCUGGUCCAGCAAAACCCGAAGGAGCACGCCGUGAUCGUCAUGCGCCUGGUGCGCAGGCUGGAGAUGCUCGCGGCGCCCGCGGCGAGGAGCGCGGUGGCCUGGCUCGCGGGUGGCGAGCUGUACAUCUUUGGCGAAAAAGCGGUUUCGCUCGCCGCCUUACCCGAGCCGGUCACCGCGGACCCGACGCCCGAGGGACCCUCGGGGUUCGUGGCGACGCAGGUGUCCAUGCUCGAGUCCUCCCUCCUGGACUCGCCGACGGGGACGAACGGAUCGGACGCCGGGGAGGAGCGCGGCGACGCGGCUAUCGACGCGCUCAUCGCAGCCGCCGCCGGUGGAGAAGGCGAGGACUCUCCGGCGACGGAGGACGCGGGGGCGGCUGGCGCCGUCGCCGUCGUCGACGAGAAGGCGCAGAAACGGGCGGCGAAGAAGGCGGAGAAGGAGGAGAAGAAGCGGCUGGACGCGGCGAACUCGGCAAAGGCUGAGGCUGAGCAGCGAGAGAAGUUCUUUGAGCUCUCGUUUUCCGUCUUGAAGCGAUCGCUGCGAAAUUUCGCUCGAGAGACGGACGUGACGAAACUCCAGAUCCUCAACUCGGCGUGCAAGCUCUUCAUCAAGGACCCUAACCGCGUGGGACCGGUGCUCAAGCACGUGUUUGCGCUGUGCGCGACGGACCCGAGCGCGGACAUGCGCGACAGGGUUCGAAUUUACCGAGCGAUGUACGCCGUCGGCGGCAACGCGGCGCCCCUGGCGGUGCUCAAGGAGAAGGUUGUGCUCUGCGAUAAGCCCGCGCCCAAGCUGCCGAGCCCCGCGGCGCCGACGUGCGUGCACGCGUUGGGUUCGCUCUCGCACUUUGUCGAGCACGUCGCGCCGGGUUUCGUGGCUCUUCCGGACCAUCCCGACGUGCAGCCGCCUUCGCACGUUCGCGAUCAGUACUACAACCAAAACGCGGAUGCGGCGGGCAAGGGCGGGAAGAAAUCGGGCAAGGGCGGGUUCUACUCGGACAGCGACGACUCGACAUCGGACAGCGACUCGUCGGACAGCGACUCGUCGGACAGCGACUCGGGCUCGGACAGCGGCAGCGGCAGCUCGGGGUCGGGUUCCAGCUCCUCGAGCGGCUCGGAUUCGGACAGCGACUCUGGCGACGAGACUUCGAUGAGCGAGUCGAGCGACAGCGACUCGGACAGCGACUCGGGCUCGGACAGCGACUCGGGCUCGGACAGCGACUCGUCGGAUUAGGCUCUCGCGAAGUACGUGUAAUUGAUUCAUCGACACUAGGUCUUC
This is a messenger RNA of Micromonas commoda, 3204 nucleotides long. RefSeq names its product vesicle coat complex AP-1/AP-2/AP-4, beta subunit. The record is from RefSeq and is a predicted model, not a curated record. The transcript has a single exon. Gene Ontology annotation, cellular component: AP-3 adaptor complex; membrane coat. Gene Ontology annotation, biological process: intracellular protein transport; vesicle-mediated transport. NCBI's taxonomy places the organism in Eukaryota, Viridiplantae, Chlorophyta, Mamiellophyceae, Mamiellales, Mamiellaceae. Bases 1 to 3159 code for a protein of 1052 amino acids.